Messenger RNA from Acaromyces ingoldii, 1190 nucleotides. RefSeq lists its product as hypothetical. Lineage: Eukaryota; Fungi; Basidiomycota; Exobasidiomycetes; Exobasidiales; Cryptobasidiaceae. The record is from RefSeq and is a predicted model, not a curated record. The coding region runs from base 71 to 724 and encodes 217 amino acids. The transcript has a single exon.
GACGACAUUGUUAUAUCUGUCCCAGACAGUUGAAUUUAGCUUGCAUGCAUCGACAACAUCCAAUCUUAAAAUGCUCGGCCUUGCUCUUGUAUUUUAUUUUCGGACGGCGCCUUCCCGCCUAAGAAAAAAAAGGACUUGUCAAACCGAUGUGUCUGCUCUUUGUAUGUGUGACCCCUCUUCUACUACCGCAUUUGUUCUCAGCUCUCCACCUCCUAGACAACCCCCUAUAGGUCGGUCUCUGCUUCGAAAAAAAAGGAUCAGAACAGAAGAGACGCAGGUCGCCUCUCUUGUGAUCCACAAAGCCCGUCCCUCACGCCUCGACAACGACAAAGUCCGGCUGUGUCGCACGAACGAACGACCAGUCGACGCCGAACGCCUAGAGCUUGAAGAAAGAGCAAGGCGAUCCCGCCGAACGAAUUCUCAAAUUUGUCGCAUAGACGUUCUGUCCCCGGUCGUCCCAUCUCCGAAGCCCUGUCGGCGCGACCGUCCGUUCGUUGUUGCUUUGUCGAUAAAAACUGCUCCUAUCUUCGUCCCGCGAGAACGAGCAAGCACCCAUCCGCUCCCAUUACCAGUGGACUUUCUGCCACAAAGCGAUAUUUGGCAUCCAUCACCAGCGAUAUCCCCUGCACCAUCCGCUAGCGACCAAAGGCAUCAUCGAGUAGGACCUCUGCGACACAGGGUUCAGCUUUACAGAUGCUCACCGCUGCCGCCUUCGCCGUUGUGACGGCCUUGGCCUCGUCCUCAUGGGCGCAGAGCGUGGCGCCGUCGAUGAGCAAGGAUGGGGCCUCCGGCGUAUCGGGGAUCCUCAGCCCUUCUUAUGCAGGCAUGGGCAUAGAGCCGUCGAAUCUGUUUUCAUUCACGGGAACCAGCUCGAGCGGCAAUGCAUUUACCAAUCAGCUCCUGACGAAUCUCGGCCAGAUGACGGGUAUCCCGCCCCAUAUUCGCGUAGGAGGCAAUUCGGCGGACCAGAUGAAGUUCGACCAAGACUACAGCGGCUUCAAUUUGGAGAACAAUCCUAACCCCACAGGCCAGGGCUAUGGCUAUCAAACAGAUCACUUCAUCUUUGGGCCCAACUACUUUACCGCUCUCGACACACUGCCCAAGAGCACGCCUGUGACUGUCGGUAUCAACAUGGCCUACACCGGUAGCGACUAUCUCCAGGAGGUCGUCAACCAGGCCGCAGCGGCCAU